Molecule: messenger RNA, 1719 nt
Organism: Malassezia pachydermatis
Lineage: Eukaryota; Fungi; Basidiomycota; Malasseziomycetes; Malasseziales; Malasseziaceae
Product: ccr4-not transcription complex
Exons: 3
Coding region: 1-1719 (572 amino acids)
Biological process (GO): nuclear-transcribed mRNA poly(A) tail shortening; regulation of DNA-templated transcription
Cellular component (GO): P-body; CCR4-NOT core complex; nucleus
Source: RefSeq, a predicted model, not a curated record
AUGGCAGCACGCAAGCUGCAAACGGAGAUCGACCGCACAUUUAAGAAAGUGGCGGAAGGUGUCGAGCUCUUUGAAGGGCUCUACGACAAGCUCCAGACCUCUUCCAAUCAGGGACAGAAAGAAAAGUUGGAGGCGGACCUGAAGACACAGAUCAAGAAGCUACAACGGCUACGUGACCAAAUCAAGACAUGGCUACAGAGCAACGAUAUCAAGGACAAGAAGCCGCUCCUGGAUAACCGGCGACUCAUUGAGACGCAAAUGGAGCGUUUCAAAGCGGCCGAAAAGGAAAUGAAGACCAAAGCCUUUUCGAAAGAAGGACUGAUUGCAGCUGCCAAGUUGGGGCCGACAGAAAAGGCUAAGCUCGAGAUGUCACAGUGGCUCACAUCCAUGGUCGACGAGCUUUCACGACAGACGGAGGUGGCCGAGGCUGAGAUCGAGCAGUCACUUGCCUCUUCCAAGCGGAGUAAGAAGGCCUCCUCAAAAGACGACCGGGUGGGUGAACUAGAGCACCAAAUUGAACGUCGCAACUGGCACAUUUCUCGCUUGGAGAUCUUGUUACGGAUGUUGGAGAAUGGCACGCUUGACGUGGAGCGGAUCAACGAUGUCAAAGAGGACAUUGCCUAUUUCGUGGAGAGUAAUAUUGAAGACGACUUUGAAGAGGACGAGGGUAUUUACGAUGAAUUCAACCUCGAUGAGGAGGAAGAAGCCUUUGGCCUCAAAGACGCAGAGGAUGCCGCCGCACCAGAGCCAGAGCCAGAGCCUGCUGUGACUGAGGACCCGGCGCCCAAGCCAGCUGCCAAAGAGACAAAGAAGGAAGAGACGAAGAAAGAGGAGACGAAGAAAGAGGAGAAGAAAGCGGCAUCCAAAAAGACGGUGGCUGCACCAGAGCCCCCGCUCAAGGAACGUGUUGUCACAAACUUUGAGCAAGGGAAAUUGCAAUCUACAGCCUCUGUCACGCCAACGGCACCCAAGGCGAGCACACCUACGGCUGUACUUCCUCCUAUUCGAUACGCUGCCGCAGCCGCGGCAGCUGUGGGUGGCGCUUCCUCGGUGACCUCGCCUGGCACAGCGUCAGCCCCCGUGGCGCCAUCGCCCAUCGUGCCAGCGGCAAGCACAGGGACUGAUGCGGACACAUCCUCAGCCAGUGCCAAGGGAGCUACGGAUACCUCUACGGACGCUGGGCGGCCCGUGGACCGCGCGUCUGGCGAUGUUCGUUUGCCUGAUACCUUAUCCGACUUGGUCUCUUCGUUUGAGUGGGCCAAGCAAAAAUCACUCGCUCGCGAAUCGAAUCUCCCUCUCGUUCAGCGCACCCUUGACUCGAGCUAUGCUGGUGGCGUACCUGAGCCUGUGGACUCGGAGAGCCCGAAACACUAUGUACCGAAAGACCCCUUUCCCACGUCUCACUACUACCCACAAUCCCCGGCCUCUAUUUUCGACAACCCUGCGCUGUAUGCCAAAUUUGAUGUGGAUACGCUAUUUUACAUCUUCUACUAUCAACAGGGGACGUACCACCAAUACCUAGCAGCUCGUGAGCUGAAGAAGCAAUCAUGGCGCUUCCACAAGCAGUACCUCACCUGGUUCCAGCGCCACUCUGAGCCGCAGGUCAUCACGGACGAGUACGAGCAGGGCGCCUAUGUGUACUUCGAUUGGGAAGGUUCAUGGUGCCAGCGCCGAAAGAACGAUUUCCGAUUCGAGUACCGAUGGCUCGAGGACAACUAA